AGAAGGGAAGAGAGAGUAAAAGAAAAGAAGCGAAGAGCUCUCUCAGAACGAGCGACCCAUUCGAUAUCGAUCUCCUAAAAAACCUACAUUUUGACCACCUUGGCUGGUCAGUCUGUUACCCUUCUUCUCUCUCCCAAUUUACUCUCUUACCCAAAAACCCAUCUGUUGUUUCUCUCUCCCUCUAUUUUAUUUUAUUUUUUUAAAUUUUCUCUUUCCUUUUUCUAAGUUUUAUUCUUUCUAUCUCUGUGUCGCUGGUUAUGGUCAUGACUGUCCAUUAAAACCCUAAUUUCAUCUCUACACUCCUCACUACACAGAAACAAAAGGCAAAAGGGGACUAAAAAGUGGGGAUAUAUGUCCUUCAAGCAAUCAAGGUCCGAUAAGAGCGACUCGCAGUAUCUGAAAUCAGGACGAUCCGCAGGCUCUAAUCAGCAGCGGACCUCCUCAGGUGCUUACGCUAAGGGCGGCGGCGGGCCCGCCCCUUCAUCUUCUUCUGUUGUUUCUUCUUCCAUUUCUUCCGAUCGGAGUUUUAAGAAGUCUAACUAUGUUCAAGGACGGCAGUCAAGGGUACACAUUCCAGCCGCCAAUUCUUCUGAUUCUGUUAAUUCUUCUGCGGCCCGAAACGUACAGAAUGGUGCUCAUGUGCAGCCUCCAUUACCCGGAGCAUCUGAUGCGCAUGUUUCAGUUGGUAUUGGCAAGCCAAAUGAAACACCAAACACUCAGAGGAGUACCCGCGCUGUUCCUAAGGCUCCAACUUCUCAACCUGCCGCCAUGAAUUCUGAGACUGCAUCACCUAUGACACCUGCUAAAGAUGGAUCUAAGGCAUUCCCAUUUCAGUUUGGGUCCAUAAGUCCUGGUUUCAUGAAUGGGAUGCAGAUUCCUGCUCGAACAAGCUCAGCUCCUCCAAAUUUGGACGAGCAGAAACGUGACCAGGCACGCCAUGAUACAUUUAGAGCUGUGCCUCCAUUGCCAACUCCUGCUCCUAAGCAACAAUUAUCCAGGAAGGAUGUAAGUGUUAUUGACCAUUCUAGUGCUGGGGAGGCUAAUCCAUUGCCCAAAGCCAAGAAGGAUGUCCAAGUCUCAACUGCACAGGCUGUGAGCCAGACACAAAAGUCAUCGGUUCUUUCUCUUCCUAUGCCUUCCAUUCAAAUGCCAUUUCAUCAGCCACCAGUGUCUGUGCAGUUUGGCGGGCCAAACCCACAGAUUCAGCCACAAGGUGUCACGCCAACUUCUCUUCAAUUGCCAAUGUUGCCAAUGGGAAAUGCCCCCCAAGUGCAACAGCCAAUGUUUGUUCAAGGUCUUCAACAACAUCCAUUGCAGCCUCAGGGGAUCAUGCAUCAGGGCCAGGGCUUGAGUUAUACACCUCAAAUGGGACCUCAGCUGCCUCCUCAGUUAGGCAACUUAGGAAUUGGGAUCACCUCACAAUAUCCUCCACAACAAGGAGGAAAAUUUGGUGGUCCUCGUAAAACAACUGUUAAGAUUACUGAUCCAAAAACACAUGAAGAGUUGAAGCUUGAUAAGCAGACAGAUACAUAUCUAGAUGGUGGAUCAUCAGCCCUUAGGCCUCAUCCUAAUAUGCCUCCUCAAUCCCAGCCAAUUCCAUCAUUUGCGCCUACUCAUACAAUCAGUUACUAUCCAAAUUCUUAUAAUCCAAAUAAUCUAUUUUUUCAAUCUUCGAGUUCCCUACCACUGACCAGCAGCCAGAUAGCACCCAAUUCUCAGCCACCUAGGUUUAACUAUUCUGUUAGCCAAGGUCCACAAAAUUUAUCAUAUUUAAAUUCACCUUCCAUUAAUUCUCUGUCGGUUAACAAGUCUGGGACUUCAAUGCAUUGUGUUGCAGAGUCAUCAAAUGUGGAACAUGCUCGUGAUGCACAUCAUGUGAUCUCAUCUGCUCCAUCUGGAACAGUGCAGGUGAAAGUGAAACCAACAGCUAGUUUUAUUAGGGAGAAGGUUGUGGACUCACUGUCAUCUAAUAGGUCAUCUGCUAUUGAAAAGGGUGGAUCUGUUAAACCUUCAAGCUCCCCUGUGGAAGGUAGCUCAUCUAAUGUACAAAAAGACGCUGAAAAAAUUCCUGAAAGUUCUUUACUGCUUUCAAAACCUGUUAGUGAAUCUUCAAAGUCCGAGUCAUUGCCAGAGGAAUCUAGACAAUCUGUGGUAGUCGCUGUUGAUAGUAUGGCAUCUAGUUCUUCAUUACCUGCUGCAAUUGUUCUUUCUGAGGAAUUAGUGCAAGUUGGAAGCAACAAUGAAGGUAAAAGAAAGGGAACUCUGAGCAGGUCAAACUCCAUUAGGGAUCAUCAGAAGAAGCCAGGCAAACAAGAAUAUAUCCAGUCCCAGCUUCAGAUCGAUGAGCACACGAUAUCAAGGGAUCCUUGUCAUAAUAUAGAACAAGGAAUAUCUGACAGCAGAGUUUCUGAUUAUGUAGAAACUGCAACAACUCUUUCUUCAUCUGUGACCAGCGAAGGUUUGACAGAAUUAAGCCAGGAAUCAGCUCCAAUGAUCAGCACUUCAACUUCUCAAACUUCUCAAGUUUCUGAAGCCAAGUUUGAUGAUUCUGGAGAUGGUUUUGUUGGUGUUCCUUCUGAAGUUUCUGGUGUUCAAGGUAUUGUUUGUGUUGCAGAUGCUGCUCAACAAGCGAAAGUAGAUGAUUCUUCCCUGCAGGAACGGCUUAAUUAUGGAACUCAAGAAACUGAAGAGCAAGGAGAAAAGGGAUUGCCUGAAGGUCCCAAACGUGACGCUUUGACAGGAACAGAUUUUGGCAACGAGGUUCAGAACUUAGAGACUAUGGGGGGAGGGCUAGGUGAACCUGUGACUUGCCAUAUAGAAAAUGACAGGAUGUCAGAUGGCAUGGGUGUUUCUGCAUCUGGAAAUUUGGUAGCUGCAGAUGUUGGGAAUUUCCAUGCUGAUGACAACCCGACAUUUGAUGUGUCAUCAAGCAAAAGUGAAAAUGUGUGUAGGAAAGAAGUAUCUGUUGUGAAAGCUGGUGCAGCAGAUAAGCAGUUUGUCCCAGUUCCAACUCUGGAUCCAUCCAAGGCAAAUUCAGGGCAUGAAGGCGAAGUUGUUGAAAUUAAUGGUGCUGGCUUGGUCUCCCUCGCAGUUUCCAGUUCUAAGGACAAAGCAGUUGACCUUACUAGAACCAGGAGUACCACUGCCAAACAGAAAAAGAAGAGAAAAGACUUUCUUCAGAAAGCUGAUGCUGCAGGGACUACUGCUGAUCUUUAUAUGGCAUAUAAAGGUCCUGAAGAAAAGAAAGAAACUAUUGCUUCUUCAAAAGUAAUGGAAAACACUUCUACUAGCUCUAAUGUGAAGCAGGCACCUGUGGAUGCACUUGAAGUGGAUUGUAUGACAAGUGAGAGAGGCGUCCAGAAUAAAGCUGAGCCAGAUGAUUGGGAAGAUGCGGCUGACAUCUCAACACCAAAACUAGAAACUUUAGAUAAUGGGGAGCAGGCAUUUGGUGGAUUGGCACAACAUGAAAGAACUGAGAAUGCUACUACAGCAAAAAAGUAUUCCAGGGAUUUUCUUUUGAAAUUUUCUGCGCACUGUACUGAUCUUCCUGAAAAUUUUGAAAUUACAUCUGAUGUUGCAGAGGCUUUUAGUGUUUCUAAUUUUGUGGAGCGGGAUUCAUAUCCUAGUCCUGGAAGAGUCAUCGACAGGUCAACUAGUGGGUCUCGGAUGGACCAUCGUGGAAGUGGUGUGGUUGAUGAUGAUCGAUGGAGUAAACUACCUGGCCCCUUUGGCAUGGGGAGGGAUUUACGUGUGGAUAUUGGUUAUGGAGGUAAUACAGGAUUUCGACCUGGCCAAGGAGGAAAUUAUGGUGUUCUAAGGAAUCCGCGGGCACAGAGUCCUCAAUAUGUGGGAGGUAUCCUAACUGGCCCUGCACAGUCAAUGGGUCCUCAGGGAGGUAUGAGAAAUAACCCAGAUGCCGAUAGGUGGCUGCGUGCUACAAAUUUCCAGCAAAAGGGAUUGAUUCCUUCUCCUCAGACUCCAUUGCAGAUGAUGCACAAGGCUGAGAAAAAGUAUGAAGUGGGUAAAGUGGCGGAUGAAGAAGAGGCCAAACAAAGGCAGUUGAAAGCUAUCUUGAACAAGCUAACUCCGCAAAAUUUUGAGAAACUUUUUGAGCAAGUGAAAGCAGUUAACAUAGACAAUGCUGCCACACUUACUGGCGUUAUCUCACAGAUCUUUGACAAAGCUUUGAUGGAGCCUACUUUCUGUGAAAUGUAUGCCAACUUCUGCUAUCAUCUGGCUGGAGGGUUACCUGAUUUUACAGAAAAAAAUGAGAAGAUAACUUUCAAGAGGUUACUUCUUAACAAGUGCCAGGAAGAGUUUGAGAGGGGGGAGAGAGAGCAAGAAGAAGCUAAUAAAGCUGAUGUGGACGGUGAGAGUAAACAGUCAGAAGAAGAAAGAGAAGAAAAACGAAUUAAUGCACGAAGACGAAUGCUUGGCAACAUAAGAUUAAUCGGGGAGUUGUAUAAGAAGAAAAUGUUGACUGAGAGAAUAAUGCAUGAAUGCAUCAAAAAACUCCUGGGUCAGUAUGAGAAUCCUGAUGAGGAAGAUAUUGAGGCUUUAUGCAAACUAAUGACUACAAUUGGAGAUAUGAUUGACCAUACCAAAGCCAAGGAACAUAUGGAUGCCUAUUUUGAAAGGAUGGCAAUAUUAUCAAAAAACAUGAAAUUAUCUUCGAGGGUUAGGUUCAUGUUGAAGGAUGCUAUUGAUCUGAGAAAGAACAAAUGGCAGCAGAGGAGGAAGGUUGAAGGGCCAAAAAAGAUUGAGGAAGUGCAUAGAGAUGCUGCUCAAGAACGACAGCAUCAAGCCAGUAGGCUGGCUCGCAAUUCUAGCAUAAAUCUAUCUGCAAGGAAGGUACCUACGGAUUUUGGGCCAAGAGGUUCAGCCACUUUGUCUUCCCCAAAUACUCAUAUUGGUGGUUUCCAUGGUUUGCCUGCUCAGGUUCGGGGGUAUGGGAACCAGGAUGUUCGUUUUGAGGAGAGACAGUCAUAUGAGGCUAGGACUUCAUCAGUUCCAUUGCGUCGGCCUCUAGGUGAUGAUUCAAUUACUUUGGGUCCACAAGGUGGGCUUGCCAGAGGAAUGUCUAUUAGAGGACCACCUGCAAUGGCAAGCACUCCUAUAGUUGAUAUUUCUCUCAGCCCAGGCGAUUCGAGAAGACAUGCAGCUGGCUUGAAUGGUUUUAGUACUGUGUCUGAGAGGCCAGCUUACAGUCCAAGGGAGGAUUUCAUUCCAGGCUAUGGUCCAGAUAGAUUUGCAGUGCCAGCUGCUUUUGAUCAAAUGAGUGGUCAGGAACAUAAUAUUAGUUAUGCUAACAGGGAUCCUAGGAAUCAAGAUCGCAGUUUUGAUAGAUCUCAUGCAACAUCACCACCUGUGAGAACUCAGGUAACAGCUGUCAGCCAAAACAUUCUGUCAGAGAAGGUUUGGCCUGAAGAACACCUGCAAGACAAGUCGAUGGCAGCUAUUAAAGAAUUUUACAGUGUCAGAGACGAGAAAGAAGUUGCUUUAUGCAUCAAGGAGUUGAAUUCCUCAAGUUUCCAUGCUUCAAUGGUCUCUCUCUGGGUGACGGAUUCAUUUGAGAGGAAGGACAUAGAGAGAGAUCUUUUGGCCAAACUUCUUGUCAAUCUUUCAAGGUCCGAAGAUGGCAUAUUAACUCAACCCCAACUCAUUAAAGGGUUUGAGUCAGUUCUCACCUCUUUGGAGGAUGCUGUCAAUGAUGCUCCAAAAGCAGCAGAGUUUCUUGGUCGCAUGUUUGCAAAAGUUGUAUUAGAAAAUUUAGUUCUUUUGAGAGAAAUUGGGCAACUAUUAUACGAUGGUGGAGAGGAGCCAGGCCGUCUUCUUGAGGUUGGACUUGCAGGCGACGUUCUUGGGUACACAUUGGAGACUAUAAAAGCAGAGAAAGGGGAGAGUGUCUUAAAUGAGAUUCUAAUUAGCUCCAAUUUGCAUCUGGAGGAUUUCCGGCCUCCAGAUCCUAACAGAUCAAGGAUACUAGAAAAUUUUAUUUAGAUGAUAGUGAUGCCGUUGUAAUGUUUAUUAGUGGAAAAAAAAAAAAUCUCAAUGCAUCUAGGUUACAAUUUGCAAAA
Messenger RNA from Manihot esculenta (cassava), 6077 nucleotides. RefSeq names its product eukaryotic translation initiation factor 4G. Gene Ontology annotation, cellular component: eukaryotic translation initiation factor 4F complex. The coding region runs from base 352 to 6000 and encodes 1882 amino acids. Gene Ontology annotation, molecular function: mRNA binding; protein binding; translation initiation factor activity. Lineage: Eukaryota; Viridiplantae; Streptophyta; Magnoliopsida; Malpighiales; Euphorbiaceae. The record is from RefSeq and is a predicted model, not a curated record. The transcript has 11 exons.